ACGGUAGAGGCCGUGUAGCGUCGCCGUUACACCGAGGAGAGAUUAGUCGGUAGAGAAGUCGAGGUUAGAGAGGACUGGGAGGCACUUUGCUGUCUUCAAUCGAAGUUGAGGGUGCAAAAAUGCAGAGUAAUAAAACUUUUAACUUGGAGAAGCAAAACCAUACUCCAAGAAAGCAUCAUCAACAUCACCACCAGCAGCAGCACCACCAGCAGCAACAGCAGCAGCCACCACCACCGCCAAUACCUGCAAAUGGGCAACAGGCCAGCAGCCAAAAUGAAGGCUUGACUAUUGACCUGAAGAAUUUUAGGAAACCAGGAGAGAAGACCUUUACCCAACAAAGCCGUCUCUUUGUGGGAAAUCUUCCUCCCGACAUCACUGAGGAAGAAAUGAGGAAACUGUUUGAGAAAUAUGGAAAAGCAGGCGAAGUCUUCAUUCAUAAGGAUAAAGGAUUUGGCUUUAUCUGCUUGGAAACACGAACCCUAGCGGAGAUUGCCAAAGUGGAGCUGGACAAUAUGCCACUCCGUGGAAAGCAGCUGCGUGUGCGCUUUGCCUGCCAUAGUGCAUCCCUUACAGUUCGAAACCUUCCUCAGUAUGUGUCCAACGAACUUCUGGAAGAAGCUUUUUCUGUGUUUGGCCAGGUGGAAAGGGCUGUAGUGAUUGUGGAUGAUUGAGGAAGGCCCUCGGGAAAAGGCAUUGUUGAGUUCUCAGGGAAGCCAGCUGCUCGGAAAGCUCUGGACGGAUGCAGUGAAGGCUCCUUCCUGCUAACCACAUUUCCUCGUCCUGUGACUGUGGAGCCUAUGGACCAGUUAGAUGAUGAAGAGGGACUUCCAGAGAAGCUGGUUAUAAAGAACCAGCAAUUUCACAAGGAACGAGAGCAGCCACCCAGAGCACAGCCUGGCUCCUUUGAGUAUGAGUAUGCCAUGCGCUGGAAGGCACUCAUUGAGAUGGAGAAGCAGCAGCAGGACCAAGUGGACCGCAACAUCAAGGAGGCUCGUGAGAAGCUAGAGAUGGAGAUGGAAGCUGCACGCCAUGAGCAUCAGGUCAUGCUAAUGAGACAGGAUUUGAUGAGGCGCCAAGAAGAACUUCGGAGGGUGGAAGAGCUGCAUAACCAAGAGGUGCAAAAACGAAAGCAGCUGGAGCUCAGGCAGGAGGAAGAGCACCGUGAAGAAGAGAUGCGGCGACAGCAAGAAGAAAUGAUGCGGCGACAGCAGGAAGGAUUCAAGGGAACCUUCCCUGAUGCGAGAGAGCAGGAGAUUCGGAUGGGUCAGAUGGCUAUGGGAGGUGCUAUGGGCAUAAACAACAGAGGUGCCAUGCCCCCUGCUCCUGUGCCAGCUGGUACCCCAGCUCCUCCAGGACCUGCCACUAUGAUGCCGGAUGGAACUUUGGGAUUGACCCCACCAACAACUGAACGCUUUGGUCAGGCUGCUACAAUGGAAGGAAUUGGGGCAAUUGGUGGAACUCCUCCUGCAUUCCACCGUGCAGCUCCUGGAGCUGAAUUCGCUCCAAACAAACGUCGCAGAUACUAAUAAAGUUGCAGUGUCUAGUUUCUCAAAACCCUUAAAAGAGGGACCCUUUUUGGACUAGCCAGAAUUCUACCCUGGAAAAGUGUUAGGGAUUCCUUACAAUAGUUAGAUCUACCCUACCUGUACUAUAGGGAGUAUGCUGGGCAAGGGAGUGGUGGUAUAAACAAAUAAUGUGUCGUA
Messenger RNA from Callithrix jacchus (white-tufted-ear marmoset), 1703 nucleotides. RefSeq names its product non-POU domain-containing octamer-binding protein. NCBI's taxonomy places the organism in Eukaryota, Metazoa, Chordata, Mammalia, Primates, Cebidae. The record is from RefSeq and is a predicted model, not a curated record. Gene Ontology annotation, molecular function: RNA binding.